CACCCCCACGGGGCCUCACAGCCGCCCUGGCCUGGCAACUGUCACCCAUUUUACGAACGAGGACAUCAAGGCCGAGGAGGAUGAUCCCGCCGGGGGAGUGCACGUACGCGGGCCGGAAGCGGAGGAGGCCCCUGCAGAAACAGAGGCCCGCCGUGGGGGCAGAGAAGUCCAACCCCUCCAAGCGGCACCGGGACCGCCUCAACGCCGAAUUGGACCACCUGGCCAGCCUGCUGCCGUUCCCGCCUGACAUCAUCUCCAAGCUUGACAAGCUUUCUGUCCUGCGCCUCAGUGUCAGUUACCUCCGGGUGAAGAGCUUCUUCCAAGUCGUGCAGGAGCAGAGCUCACGGCAGCCGGCGGCCGGCGCCCCCUCGCCCGGAGACAGCCGUCCUCUUGCAGGGUCUGCCGUGCUGGAGGGAAGGCUGCUGUUGGAGUCUCUUAAUGGCUUUGCUCUGGUCGUGAGUGCAGAAGGGACGAUAUUUUAUGCGUCAGCAACGAUCGUGGACUAUCUGGGCUUCCAUCAGACGGAUGUAAUGCACCAGAACAUUUACGACUACAUCCAUGUGGACGACCGCCAGGACUUCUGCCGGCAGCUCCACUGGGCCAUGGACCCUCCCCAGGUGGUGUUUGGGCAGCCCCCGCCCUUGGAGACAGGAGAUGACGCUAUCCUGGGGAGGCUGCUCAGGGCCCAGGAGUGGGGUGCAGGCGCGCCCACCGAGUACUCGGCCUUCCUGACCCGCUGCUUCAUCUGCCGUGUGCGCUGCCUGCUGGACAGCACCUCGGGCUUCCUGACGAUGCAGUUUCAAGGAAAACUAAAAUUCCUGUUUGGACAGAAGAAGAAGGCGCCAUCAGGAGCCAUGCUCCCCCCACGGCUGUCGCUGUUCUGCAUUGCGGCGCCCGUUCUCCUCCCCUCCGCAGCGGAGAUGAAAAUGAGGAGCGCGCUUCUGAGGGCAAAACCCAGGGCAGACACCGCGGCCACCACGGAUGCAAAAGUGAAAGCCACCACCAGUCUGUGUGAAUUGGAACUGCAUGGAAAACCCAAUUACUCAGCAGGAAGGAGCAGCAGAGAGAGCGGCGUUUUGGUGCUCAGGGAGCAGACUGACGCUGGCCGAUGGGCACAGGUUCCUGCCAGGGCCCCAUGCCUGUGCCUCCGGGGCGGCCCCGACCUUGUGCUCGACCCCAAGGGGGGCUCAGGGGACAGGGAGGAGGAGCAGCAGAGGAUGCUGAGCAGGGCCUCUGGAGUGACAGGGCGGAGGGAGACUGCAGGACCCACAAAGGCCCUGCCCUGGACAGCGGGAAAGCACAGUGAGGAUGGUGCCAGGCCGAGGCUGCAGCCCAGCAAGAAUGACCCACCGUCCCUGCGCCCCACGCCCCGCAGCUCCUGCCUGCCCUACCCAUGUGUCCAGGGCACUUGCAGGAACUCGCCCAUCUCUCACCCGCUGAGCCCGUCCCCCAGUGCCUACUCCAGCCGGACAAGCAGACCCAUUCGGGAUGUCCUUGAGGACCAGGUACACCCUCCCCUCUGCCACUUUCCCCAGGGGAGCCUGCAGCACCGGCUCCCUCAGCCUGGAGCUCAGCGUGUUGCCACGAGGGGCUAUCCCAUGGAGGACGUGAAGCUGCAAGGUAUACCGAUGCCUCCGGGGGACCUGUGCGGUCCGACGCUGCUGCUAGAUGUGUCCAUCAAGAUGGAGAAGGACUCUGGGUCUGAGGAUGCUGCAGACGGCUGUGUGCCCAGCCAGGUGUGGCUGGGGGCCAGUGACAGGAGCCAUCCAGCCACCUUCCCUACCAGGAUGCACCUGAAAACAGAACCAGACUCUCGGCAACAGGUGUACAUCUCGCACCAGGGGCACAGCGUGCGGGGGGCUCAGCCCCAUGGGAGGGCCACUGCUGGGCGCAGCAGCGAGCUGACCCCUUUCCACCCUGCACACCGUGCCUGCCUGGAGCCCACGCACGGCCUUCCCCAGCCAGAGCCUCCCCACCAGCUCUGUGCACGGGGCCGAGGUGAACAGUCCUGCGCCUGCAGAGCUGCUGAGGCUGCCCCUGUGGUCAAGCGGGAGCCCUUGGACUCUUCCCAAUGGGCUACUCACAGCCAGGGGGCGGUGCCCGGGAUGUUUCCCAAAAGUGCCUUGGCCACGCUGGUCCCGCCCCAAGCUUCGGAGUGCACAUUCCUGCCGUAGCGCAGUGACCCCCGUCCAAGCUCAGAUCCGUCCGUCUAUGCUCAGAUGCGUCGGUGGCUGGGCUGCCCUGCGCCUGGUCAGGCCGGAGCCCGUCCUAAGACACACGCUUUGCAGAGCUGUGCAUGUGCAGUCUGCUGGUCUGUGUGUGCAGCAUACGCAGUAGCCUAUCCUGAAUUUUGUAAAAUAUCCCAACAGUUCUUAAAUGAAAACUGGCCUUAAGUCUAUUGAAGCAUGACAGCACUUCUCUUUGCGGAAUGACAGCACUUCUCUUUGAGGAAUUAAAAUCUUUAGGAAAGUG
This is a messenger RNA of Nomascus leucogenys (northern white-cheeked gibbon), 2472 nucleotides long. Lineage: Eukaryota; Metazoa; Chordata; Mammalia; Primates; Hylobatidae. The record is from RefSeq and is a predicted model, not a curated record.